AUGCUCAAGCCAGAGUUGCCGGUGAACCAUGAGGACGGUUUUGUGCCAUCUACGCUCAAGCAACCAAGUUUGGGAUUUGAGAGACCAGACAUGACUGUUGUACCAGGCGGAGCAGCCACCACCACCUACACCACCCAGCGCUCCGAGCACUACAAGCCGUGCAGAGACAAGGACCUCUCGUACUGUCUGAAUGACGGCGAGUGCUUCAUGAUCGAGACCCUGGCCGGCAAUAACAAGCACUGCCGGUGUAAGGACGGUUACCAGGGAGUCCGCUGUGACCAGUACUUACCGAAAACCGACUCGAUCUUGUCUGAUCCAACAGAGCAUCUGGGCAUCGAAUUCAUGGAGAGCCAGGAGCUGUACCAGCGACAGAUCCUCUCCAUAACCUGUAUCACCAUCGGGCUGAUGGUUGUGGGCAUGCUCUGUGUGGUCCUUUACUGCAAAACAAGGAAACAGCGACAGAAGCUGCGAGAUGAGGCCAGGGAGCUGCGGUACAGCAAGAGCUAUAGCCUGCAGCCCUCCCCACUCAGCGGGCCAGGUCUCAUCCUCCCGCCCCAGCUUCAGCCACACAGGUGUACGAAGGCUGCACGGAUCACCGGGAAUGGAAGACGGAAAAUUCUGGAAUCACGGUUUUCAGGUCCGGCACCUCAAACUCCAGACACGCCCGCUGCUGACACCCAAUGUGUCACACCCCAGAGGCGUCCUUCCUCUUCCUCCCUGCCCAGCCCGGCCCUCAGAGCCACAGCCCGGCCCUCUCCGCCACUGGCGCGCCCGACAAUAACCCGCAGCUCAGGGCCUGUGUCUCUGCCCACAACUGGCCUGUAUCAGGAGCUCGCUCCCAUCAAUAAGGGAGACACUGAGAGGUUUCCCUCUGUGUCACGGAUACCUCCAAGCGAUUCGCUGACCAGGAUCGUGCCUCUGUCAGCCGAGACCCGCGGGCAAUCCUCCCUGUGGACAGCUUGUGCCCCCGGCAGAGCCGAGGCUGGGGAGGUGGGGAGCGGUGUGCAGGGUCAGAGGUGCAGCAAGCCGGGGGUUGUGCCGACCAACCAGGCCCCCCACCAGCGUGGUGAGAGGAUGCCAGCACUGGCCUGCAGCGGCCUGCGGCCAGAGGACUACCAGCCAGUCCCCCAGGGCCAGGAGCGUGCUGUGAAACCUACCACCUUCCUGGCAGCAGCCGGGCUCACCACAACCGAAGAGUUGGCAUAUGUGGCGAGGAGCGAGCACCGAACCAGGGACUCGCACCCAGCAAAGUGACUCUCCAGCAGCUGUACUGUCAUUGCAUUGUGACCCUGGGCAAACAAGAGAAGCCAGGAGACAGAGGAAUUAUUUAUAUGCAUUUACUUAACGCAUUUCCUUAGAGAAACCAAAUAGUCCGUUCUCUCCCAUCUCGUGGUUUUAUGGAAUCUCUUUUUUGUAUUAUUUCCAUCUUUCUUCUUUUACAUUUUUUUUCUGGUGAAAAUCUUAGUGCCUAUUACUGCAAGGCUUGUGGUUGAGAAUGUGCGGUGUGUCUCUCUCGCGUGGUUUGGGGGGAGGUCCCGUUGAGACCCCAUCACCCCCACCGCUUGAGUCACCGCUCCACCUUCUCCCCUGGCACCAACUCCCAUCUGAUCGCUCAGCACGGCAUCUGUGGCACAAGCAUGUGGGGCGGGGCCAAUAUGUGAUAGACA
This is a messenger RNA of Callorhinchus milii (elephant shark), 1667 nucleotides long. Its product is annotated as pro-neuregulin-3, membrane-bound isoform. Gene Ontology annotation, molecular function: chemorepellent activity. Bases 1 to 1254 code for a protein of 417 amino acids. The record is from RefSeq and is a predicted model, not a curated record. The transcript has 9 exons. NCBI's taxonomy places the organism in Eukaryota, Metazoa, Chordata, Chondrichthyes, Chimaeriformes, Callorhinchidae. Gene Ontology annotation, biological process: intracellular signal transduction; animal organ development; nervous system development.